AAGAAAAAAAAAACAAGAAAAAAAAAAAGGAAAAAACGCCUCGGGAAUUAUAAACUCCAGGGUCCGAGACGAUAAUUGUUCAAGCUGUCGGUCCCGAAUGACGUUAUGAACCAGGAUUAUUUGUUUAGCUGCAGAGAGAGCUCGGCUUCUGGCAUCUCGAUGAUCCCGUCCGUAACGCGAACAUGCAGUAGCUUCGUGAGACGCCAAGCUUACAAGUUGAAGUGCUUGAUGACCAUAGGCAUCGUGGGGCAAAUCCUGCCGGACAACAACGUCUUUUUCGGAUCAAGUUCGAAUAAUACCCAGAGAGGAAAUAAUAAUCAGGCACUUCGACGGUCCUCGGAAGACCGAGUCUCCCGCUUGGUCGCAUCAUGCAAGCAAGCCACUUAAAAUCUGGAUGCUUUUCCAACACGUUGAUUUGUCAAGACUCUGAUCCGUCUUUUGGAGGAUUUGGUUCGUCGAUAUAUGUGGAGUAUGUACUUCUGUCUUAUGUAGCUCACAACUUGAAGACAUACUCCUAGCCACUAGGUAGGUCGGGGAAGAGGUAUUCAGGGAUGGAGGUACCGGAAUUUUCGGUCAAAGGAAUUUACUAUUCUGUUAUUUAUCUGGGGUCGAUGACCGCAUCACUUGUACGGCUUUAAAUAUGCCUUACCUUGGGACUUCGUUCACGACUAGAAUCCGAACAGGUACGUAUGUGUUAAACUACCUACCUACCUUAGGUACCUAGGCAGGAUUUGAACAUGUCUCAGUAUCUCGAGAGCGAAGCUUCGUUUGAGGGCCAUCUCAUCGGGUUUCUCUAUCGUCAAUGGCUAAUAUACCGGAAGCCAAUCCCUACGGGGAUAAACGUGUCAGGCCAAACAGCUAUCGUGACAGGCUCCAACUCUGGCCUCGGGUUUGAAGCUGCGCGACAGCUAUUCCAGCUUGGCCUCACACACCUAAUCAUGGGGGUGAGAUCACAAGCACGCGGUGACGCUGCAGCCGACAAGUUGAGGAAAGAGUUCCCAGAAUCAACCAUAUCAGUUUGGCUUGUCGAUAUGGAGUCGUACGAUUCCAUCACGGCAUUCGUAAAGAAGUGCGAGACGCUACCUCGAAUCGAUAUCACGAUAUUAAACGCUGGCAUACGGUGCGAUAAUUUCACGACUGUCAAGGCUACGGGCCACGAGAAGACCUUCCAAGUUAACUACCUUUCAACAAUCCUCCUAGCCAUCCUGCUGCUUCCGGUCCUGAAAUCAAAGAAGUUAUCGUCCAACAGCUCGUCACCUCCCCGACUCUCCAUCGUCACGUCGGAUACUUCAUACUGGGCGGACCCGCUCAAAGCAGGACCGGUCGUACCACAGUUUGACAUUCCCGAAGAGUACAAGCCGAUGCGGUCUUACCCGAGAAGCAAAUUGUUGCAAUUAUACUUCGUUUCCAAGCUUGCGGAGCAAAUCAACGCCGACGACAUCAUCGUCAAUGCAUCUAAUCCGGGUUUCUGCAAGGGCACGCAGUUUGGAGACGGCGCCGUCAUGUCCUUUAUAAGCAGUGUAAGAUUUUGGAUCUUCCAAAAUCUCACCGGAAGAACGGUAGAGAGUGGCGCCAGCGCCGUUAUCGACGGUAUCGUUGUGAAGGGCAAGGAGAGCCACGGGAGCUAUGUUAGCGACUGGGGUAUCCGACCGUACCCUAAGGUCUUAUAUACAGAGGAAGGGCAGGAUAUAAGAGAAAGAGUAUGGGAAGAGACGUUGGAAGAGCUCAAUUUCGCUGGUGCUUCUAGGAUUAUUGAAGAGGUGAAGCGCUGAUUUCGGACAGUAUUGCUUUGCAUAGCAUGUUCUGGCUCAUGAAGCGAUUUUUAACCACGAUAUUGACGUGCUGAUACCAUUUAGAUAGUAGAUUUCGUUUAGGAUAGGGGGUACUUAGGAAUCGACUCUCACUGAAGUUUAUUCAUGUCGUUGGACACUUUCUUCAUAACGAUUCCUAAGAUUGAAAUUAACAUAACAAGAAUGCCGUAGGUGUUCCCGGAUAUAUGAUCUGGUACUUGAAAUGUCGUCAAACUAGAUUAGGUACUUUCGCGAAGCAAGGGGUAAUGUUUGAUGAAGGGCAUUGAUAUCAUAGAAAGGAGAAUAGAUAGGGAACGAUAGCGUAUGUAUGGC
Molecule: messenger RNA, 2123 nt
Organism: Daldinia caldariorum
Lineage: Eukaryota; Fungi; Ascomycota; Sordariomycetes; Xylariales; Hypoxylaceae
Product: NAD(P)-binding protein
Exons: 2
Coding region: 738-1772 (344 amino acids)
Source: RefSeq, a predicted model, not a curated record